Molecule: messenger RNA, 1302 nt
Organism: Salvia splendens (bonfire salvia)
Lineage: Eukaryota; Viridiplantae; Streptophyta; Magnoliopsida; Lamiales; Lamiaceae
Exons: 1
Coding region: 1-1302 (433 amino acids)
Molecular function (GO): RNA-DNA hybrid ribonuclease activity; nucleic acid binding
Source: RefSeq, a predicted model, not a curated record
AUGACCAAAUACUGCAGCAAUGCUUCUCUGCUCACGGUUUGCCCUACGGGAAGAAAUAGUGCAACAUGGAAAAGGCUUUUAAAAGUCCGCGCCCAAGCUCAGCCUCACAUUCGAUGGACGGUGGGACGAGGCAAGAUCUACUUUUGGGACGAUAUUUGGCUCGACAAAGUCGACCUUAGGGGAUUAUCUCUUGACGAAAGGGGAGACCCGAAGGCCAUGGUUGAGGACUUUAUCCGGAACGGGGUAAGGGACGAACCCAAGCUCCAGUUGUUGCACGCACAGGCCGGGUUGCCACAGCGGGCUAUUACUCAAAUUCUCGACACACCAAUUGGCUCCGGAGAGCCGGAUAUUCCAAGGUGGAACCUCAUCCGACUUGGGGACUUCUCGCUCGCCACGGCUUGGGAGACCAUUCGAACACAAAGACCCAUAAUCCGGGGCCUUGAUGAUAUUUGUAAGGUUGGCCUCUCCCCCUCAAUCUCAAUCUUCAUUUGGAGGCUGCUAUCAAACCGAAUACCGGUCGACACAAAACUCCAAUGGCGGAUAAUGGAGUUGGCAUCCAAAUGCCAAUGCUGCCCGCGCCGUCCGGGCACUGAGUCACUCCAGCAUCUCUUCAUCCAAGGCUCGGGGGCAACCAGCGUUUGGAGAGAAUUCGACGCCGGGUUUGAAGGGGCCACCCCACCAAUUAGGAUCAAUGACACCAUUCCAGAUAGACUUGAGGUCUGGUCACGAAGAAUCCAGCAGCCAAGCAAAACACACCUCAGCCAUGUCAUGUCGUAUCUCAUUUUGUGGUUCCUAUGGGCAGAGCGGAAUCGGAGCCGACAUCAAAUGGUACAAUUCAAGCCGUUCAAUGUGGUCUGGCAGGUCCAAACGUAUGUCCGAAAUAGCAUGGCCAAUGGAUCCACCAAGCCAAAACAUUGGAAGGGUGUGAAGCUCAAGAUGAACAUACCUAUCGAGGUCGAGCCGAGAUUACCGAGACCACUUGCCAUGCUGAUCAAGAGGCAACCCCGAAAUUGGCCCUGGAUCAAAGUUAACCCAGACGGAGCCUAUGUGGAAGCAACAGACAGAGCCAGAGGGGGAGGGAUUAUCCGGGACUCCGCGGGGAAGAUGAUUAUCGUCUUUGCCACACCUCUUAAUGGCCACUCGGCCCUAGAGGCAAAGCUCAAGGCCAUCCACCUAGGCUUGACCGUGGCAAUGGAAUUCAAUCAACCAAUUUGGAUUGAAUCAGACUCCGAGCAAGCGCUCAGACUACUCAACGGCGCAAGUCGGGGUCCGGCUCAUACCCGAAUGAAGUUGCACGUCUGA